Molecule: messenger RNA, 655 nt
Organism: Achroia grisella
Lineage: Eukaryota; Metazoa; Arthropoda; Insecta; Lepidoptera; Pyralidae
Exons: 6
Coding region: 287-634 (115 amino acids)
Source: RefSeq, a predicted model, not a curated record
UUGGCAUGAAGAUCCACAUAAUGAAGAUGCAUAAAUGAAAAUAUGUCUCGCUACUUUAGAUAGUAAACUAAUUCAAUUUAGUAAAGAUAAUGAAUUUGUUUCUAUAAAUUAAUUUGCAAUCUAGUGGUGUACCAGAGGAAAAAAGAUUACAGUCGCCUAUAAAUAUGAACAUCACCACAGAGAAUAUAAAAUAUUUCUAUGCUGUGAUUGUUUCUUUGUUCUGAAAAGUCCUGAUGAAUGUUUAAAGUUGAGUAUAACAAAAUUAUUUCUGUUUGCAACUAUUACUAUGUUUGUGCUGUAUUUACCAUUGGGUGAUCCACAGACGUACUGCAAUAAUUUUAAUUGUUUUCAAGACCCAAUUGCCUUGUGUUGUCUAUGUGAUGCCCAUGACUUUGUCUCCCAAAUGGCUACGAAAACAUUGUAUACAUUCGACUUUUUGUCGUGCAAGUUAAUGGAUUUCUUAUACGAAAUGAAGUUGAAGGUCUACAGUUUUGUGGCUAAAAUAGAUCAAUACGAUUUAUGUCGAAUUGGAUGUUGUCCUGAAACAGAGAAUGAAGAAACUGGGAUCAAAAGAUAUAGUUCAGUUCGAUCUAGUUGCAAAUGUAAAACCAAGUGUUGUAGACGUGGAGCGUGAUGUUGUGAUUUGUUUUAGUUA